AUGACACUGGUCUUCACUGUCAUCAACACAGUGCUCCUCUCAGUGGCCAUAAUGUGCCUGUCUCUGACGAACAAGAAGAAGAAGCCAUCUUCAUUUCAGCUAACAGAUCAUUCUUCUCGCAUGACUGACUCUGACUUCGAAUCGCGCCCAUCAGCGCUUUCUCCGAGGAAUCGUAGCAGAGAUGAUGACAAUAACAAGGAGGAGAAUGCCGAGACUGGCAACAAUAACGACAGCCUGAAGAUCCUGUCCGAGCGGCUGACGAUGCAACACGAGAUGAUCUCUACGGUCUUGGAGAGCCAGAAGGCCGAAGAGGAGAACAGGAGGGGGUUUGAAUGGCUGUGCGAGCGUCUCAUUGGAAUGGACUGA
Messenger RNA from Rasamsonia emersonii CBS 393.64, 366 nucleotides. RefSeq lists its product as uncharacterized. Lineage: Eukaryota; Fungi; Ascomycota; Eurotiomycetes; Eurotiales; Trichocomaceae. The coding region runs from base 1 to 366 and encodes 121 amino acids. The transcript has 2 exons. The record is from RefSeq and is a predicted model, not a curated record.